AUGGAAACCACCAUGGAAGAGACAAUGUUUCGAGGUUGUAGAGAAUCAGUAUAUUUGGUUCUUAAUCGAAGAAUAUUUGUUGAUCUAACUCGGAAAUUGGCCAAUGUAAUACAACAAGAAGAAUUAAUGUUUGGUAUUUUCAUCGAAUCGGUGAUAACCAAAGAUGAAGAUUGCAUUAGAUCCAUGGCGAAUAUGUUAGCGAUAUGUAUUAUGUAA
Arabis nemorensis is the source of this 216-nucleotide messenger RNA. Lineage: Eukaryota; Viridiplantae; Streptophyta; Magnoliopsida; Brassicales; Brassicaceae. The record is from the annotation of a GenBank genome assembly.